Molecule: messenger RNA, 2115 nt
Organism: Maniola jurtina (meadow brown)
Lineage: Eukaryota; Metazoa; Arthropoda; Insecta; Lepidoptera; Nymphalidae
Product: zinc finger protein 808-like
Exons: 14
Coding region: 87-2087 (666 amino acids)
Biological process (GO): regulation of transcription by RNA polymerase II
Cellular component (GO): nucleus
Molecular function (GO): DNA-binding transcription factor activity, RNA polymerase II-specific; RNA polymerase II transcription regulatory region sequence-specific DNA binding
Source: RefSeq, a predicted model, not a curated record
CUGUCACUGUCAAAAUCCAAAAUCGAAGAAAAUGGCCGAAGGAAAGCCAUGAAGCUUCCAUUCUUGAUAAAAUAAUUUAGUGCAAAAUGAGUGAAAUAAACAUAAAUAUUGAAGGCUACAAUGUGAACGGUAUAUGUGUGGGGUGUCUAAAUUACAAUAGAAAAAUGUUUUAUAAAGAAGAAGUGAAACAAUGCUACAAAAUAUUGGCAAACAUCGAUGUUCCUGAUGGGCUAUCAAUCCAGGUGUGUUGGGAGUGCCUGUCUCAUGUUCAAGGUGUUUUGAAGUUCAGACACCAAAUUAUCAAAUCUUUUAACAUCCUGAUAGCGUAUUCUGAAAAGCAAUCAUUUCUCAAUUCGCCCACCGAUCUGUCUAGUCACGCCAUCCAACGCCUCUCAGUGAAGACUUUCGAGAUAUUUUCCGAACUACCCCUCAAAUUUGAAACGCCAGUGGAAGAAAUUAAAUAUGAGGUAGAAAAGAUUGAAGAACAAGAGAUUGAAUACCAAAAUGACCCCGACCCUGACCUUCUAACAGAAGUUGAAGUUAAGGAGGAGUUAGACGACACACAGUCUGACAUUGCGCAGUACAGUUUAGAGGACCACUCCCAGGAUCAAAGCCAGCAGAGCUCAGAAGAUGACCUGGUCCUCUCUCAGCUGAAGACAGAAGAUAGCAAGAAGAGAAAGAGAGGCAGAAAGAAGAAGGUCAAAAAGAAAUCUGAUAAGGCAAAAAUAAACAGCAGAAAACUGAAAAACCUUCCAGAAAAUCUAGUUAAACUGUACAAGAUGGAUGAAGAGGAGAUGUGGCGUGUCAGACAGACUGACGCUGCGAGUGAUGCGUUUUUGCGCCUGAAGAACAAGUGUGUGCACUGCCUUAUAGGCUUCAAUACGACCAAGCAGAUGGAAACGCAUAUGAACGGGAAACAUGCUCCGAAAACCGAAAACGACUACCAGUGUGACAUUUGCAAAGCUUAUUUUAUUACUAAGGAUAAUAUUAAAAUGCACAAAAAACUACACCUCAUAGCUUACAGAUGCCGCGAAUGCAAUCUACUGACUACGGUAAAAAAGAUCAUGUUAGCGCACGAGUGCGCAAAGUAUGCCAUUGAAGCAGUCAAUGUUUGUCCCGACUGUCCAGAUAAAACCUUUAGUACAAAAGCCAAGCUACUGUACCAUAGAAGUGUGACACACCAAGAGAAACCCCAAUGUGAUUGCUGUGGGAAGGUUUUUGCCAACAAAAUGACCUUGAAAUACCACCUUAAGAUUCUACCACAGAACAAAGACGACAAGCCAAAAGAGAAGCUGAUGAUUCCUUGCAAGGGAUGUGACAAAGUGUUCUACUCUAAGAAAAGCUAUAGAGCGCACGUAGUGAUCCACGAUGGGCUAAGCUACCCAUGCCCCGUAUGCGGCAAGCUGUUCCAGUGGAAACGGAACCUCGCGCGCCACAUGCGGAACCACAGAGAGAAGGAGCAGGGCGCCACGCAUCAGUGUCGGGAGUGUGGCAAGAGCUUCUCUAGCCGAGACUGUUACAACAACCACAUGAAACUCAGCAAGCGACAUGCGCACGAGAACUCCUAUAUUCACGCUUGUCAGUUCUGCGGGAAAAAGUUCGCGACGCGCUGGUGUAUGCACGACCACAUCGACUGGGAGCAUCUAAAGGUCAUCAAAUACCAGUGUUCCGUAUGCUUCAAGCCUUUCAAAACAGCAAAAAUAAUGGUGGCUCAUAUGAACAAUAUACACGAGGGCAAAAACAAGAGGGAGCCUGACGGAGAGCAUCUGUGCGAGAUCUGUGGCAAAUCUUAUAAGACUGUAAAGCGGCUGAAAGGCCACGUGUGGGCGAUGCACACCAACCGCUCCGAGGCGAAGAGCUUCAAGUGCCCGCUGUGCGCGGCCACCUUCAGCUGGCAGACCAGCAUAUACAAACACAUCAAGAUGAUGCACUACACUAAACGACUAAAGCAGCCACGCGUAACCACGAAGAAGCAGGAGCCCUACCCGGGAAUCGAACUGGCGAACCGAAUGCAGUACUUCCAACAGAACAUAGCUAACAACCUGACACCAAACGUACCACCGCCUAUAGAGAUUGUACAUAACUGAAUGAAAUAUAUAACUUUUUUAUAUGCAA